AUGUUGAAAGAGCGAAGAGGGCCCCCUUAGAAAAAGAGAUUUAAAGUAGUGCUACCAAAGUCAAAGAACUCUGAGUCACUAAAAUAAACAUACAGUAAAACAUUCAAACUACACAGAGUAUUCUCAGCUAACGACAUAAUUGAUAAGAAAAUAUUGAUGUCGGAGAGUCCUCUAAAUGAGUUCCAACAGGGUAAAUACUUGAUGCAAGGAAAAAUAAUCAACGCUAAAGCUCAGUAGUAUAUCGAUAAUUGCCAGAUUUAACUGAUAUCUGGGACAUUGCGUGAGAUUGAGAAACUGAAUUAGAAACCAGAGGAUAUAGAGAAAUUAGUACAUUUAACAGAUUACAUCUCGAACGACUAGAAAAACAAAACAACAUACUCGCCUCCCUUUAAAUUGCGAACACCAAGACCUAAUUUGAGUUUUGAAAAUCCUUUGACAAGAAUCCUUAGUAAAGGCCUGCUGAAGAAAAUAGAGGAUUUGCGGCAAAUUCACGACAGAAGGAAUCCUGAUGAUAAGCCAAUUGUUGAGAAAUAAGUCGGAGAUUUCAUAAACUCCACUAACUACAAAUCAAUGCACAUCCUUGCUAAACAAAAUUUGCUUGAGCAUAUUCGAAUGCUAAAAUAGAAGAUAGAGGACAUGCAGCCAGUAAAUGGCAUAUUUAAGAUUUCAAAGUCUUAACUUAGGGAUAGACAGAAGUACGGAUAUUCAAGGCGCUAGUCAAUCUAGAAGGAAGAGUAAAUUCCACCACUUGGGGCAUAUGAGAUAGAUGGCAGUAACCUAACUAAGAAACCGCUCAAAGGAGUGUAUGUAGAUUAUGAGAGAUAAGCGCAGACAGCAGCACCUUCACUCACCAGAGAGAAAACUUACAAGAAUUUGAACUUGUCCGUACUAACCUCUGAUGUGCCUUCACCUGAAUCGAAGAACACACAGAGGUUCCAAAUCUUUACCCCUAAAAUUCAGAAUACAACUCAAUUAACGAAUCUACCAAUAGACUCAAUAAGAAAUUCAACUUCGAACAUCACAACAGCUAUGAAUACCAAUAGAGCAAGCAUUCGCUAGCAUUUGAGAUAAAGAUAGUCACUUCCAGAAGCACUGACCCCUCAAGACCCUUCAUUGAUCUUCUCCUUCAACAUUAUCAGUACAACUGAGUCUAAUAGCAACAGUCCCCAUAAAUCAAGACAACAUCAAGCCUUCAACAACAAGUUUAACACCAUCAUAAAUACCACUACUCAUUAAAAGCAGCAAUCUAGAUUAUCUGGAGUAUAACUCAGCACUCAACCAAGAUUCAAAGAAUAUGACUAAAUGAUAACUCAGAGACACGAGAAAAAUGUUCAGAGGAAGCUCAGGAUGUUUGAGCAUAGCGAUAGGUACUCUGAUUAAUUUAUCUUAAGGAAAUAAAUUGACGAGCAGUGCAUUAGAGAGGAAAAUCAGAGACAAUUCAGACAGACCAAGCAGUACUCAGUAAUGGAUAUCAUUGGCUAGGUCUAAAAAGUUAGAAAUGAAGCAGCCCGGUUGAAGCAAAUCAACAGAUCGCAUCAGAGAAUACCGUCAUCCCCACCUUUGUAAAUUCCAAUAUAUAUCUAAUAAAUUCAGAGGAGAGAAAUUCAAUUUUGUGACAGCAGUGCAUGUGAAAGGGCGGAACACUGCUGCAAGUCAGCAACACCAUCAGGAUUCCAGAAACUUCACCAACUAAUCCAUCAAAGAUAGCCUUAUCUCGUACUCAUCACUAACAUUCAUGCUUAUAGGCAAAACACAUAAGAAGAUAUGAAAAUCAAAGUAGAGACAUAUGCUGAAGAUGAAUAGACUACGAUACAAUUAUAGCAGUAGCAAAUGAUAGAUAAGCAAAGUAUUAAUGGAUCCUCAAUCUGGAAAAAUGAAAAAAUCAAGCUAGUUUAAAGCAGGCAGUACCCAAGGAGUAUGUCACAGUAAUAGAGUAGGUUUUAGUUCACUGGGUCACAAAUUGUGAACACUUAGUCUCAAGACUAACUUCCUGGAUUUAUCAAUAUGAGGUAGACUUUUCAAGGAUUUAAGAUGUCAGGCAUUCAAUAAUAGUCUAUCUUAAUAAGUCCUCACUCAAGCUCGUAGCAAUAGAGACCUACACAUAGCUACAGAAUAAGCACUUCGCACAUGAAACUGCCUUCAGUUGCUACACCUCUCACUCAGAAUCCAAACAUGACUUAAUCUUCAGCAAAUUAAACCUUGUAGAAAUUCAUGCCAUCACUUGAGCAGACAUACUUGAAGAACCUAAAUUUUCAACAUCAAUUUGAAUCAUAGAAACUUAAAGUAAAAACUCAAGAUCUCCUAGCCAAUAUCAUAGAUAAAAUAGGCGAGAGUGGACAUCAAAAAGGUGUCAAAAAGGACAAAACGCUGAGGAAUACUCUAAUUAAAUUGAAUUUGCUAUCUCCUAAUUCUAAACCAGCUGAAAGCUUGUUGGAUGACUUGGAAGAGUAAAGUCUACAGCAUAAUGUAUAUAAACUCUAGCAAAAAACCAGAAAUAGAUCUUAGAAAUAGCAUGGUACAAGCAUUGCAGCAUUCAACUUAACUAGCUCUUAGUCAAUGAGAAAUUUGAAAGAUUCAAAGCGUUCCCAAGAAACAAAGCUAAGAGUCUUUAAGCCUCGCAAGGAGCUCAAGAAAUUCUUCAAAGAUAUGGACAUUGAGAUUGCUGAUGAAUUGGACCGCAACCUAUACUAUUUGCCUCCAGACCAAGAUGAAAAGCGUAACAUGAUUCCUAUGGAGUACUUUGAUGUUUGCUAAAAUAUGGAUAAAGACUUGAAGAUAUAACUAGGAAAAACUAAUACACUCACUCUCGUACUAGACACAGUGAAGUAAACUUGGAAUUGGCAAAGAUGCUAGUUGUUAUAGAUUGAUCAUUCGUAGUAGCUACACAAAUUAAAGAUACAGUUUUAAAGUACUGAAGGAGAGGAUAUAGUUAAGAAUGUCUCAAGGCUUAAUUUGAUUUUUGAAGAUUUGGAGGAUAUGGAAUAGUUUCUUAAGAGAAGACGUUUGGCUUCAGAGCUUAGAGAGAUUUAUUUGAGUGUCAUUAAGUAUAUCAAAAAGAUCAAUAAAUUCAUCGCAUAAAAGGAGAAUAAAUACGAUAUCAUUAAGGCUCACUCAAUCUUCGAGCCAAAUUAAUAUAACAAAGACAACACCUAACUUAUUUUUCAGAAGAUAACUCUAAAUCCUCAAAGUCUCUAUUAAAGACUGCUAUUGCACAUGGAAUAGAUCUAUAAGAAAAUUAAAGUAGGAGAUGAAACCUUGGAAAGUUCUAAAACAGAGAUAGAAGACAUAUACAGAUUUUAGGUUUAUAAGUAUGAAUUCGAUUGUGAAAAUGGACUUGAAUUAACAUUUGACUAGUCAACUGCAUUUCUAUAGAAAAAGCUUAAGAAACUCAGAUCUUCUCUAAUGCCAAGUGAAACUUUGAAUCAAUUAGAAUACUUAGUUUACAAGGAAGAGAUAGAAUCUGAAAAUGUUUUGCCCAUACCUAAUCUACAGAGCAAAGCUUCAAUCAAUACUCAAGCUCAAGUAUAAUUGCAUGGCUUCUUGUACCAGAGAUUUAAUGAGGCAAAACAUAAGAUAAUCUAGAUGUUCCCCUCAUAAAACAAGCUAUUCACCAUCAAAUAUCUAGCACUAAUCAAAUAGAUAGAGAAUGAUGUAUAAAGACCUCUAUUCAGACCUUUUUUCACGAUAGCACUGGCACCCAAGGUAGACUCUUAGCAGUAAGAUAUGCUGCCCUUGAAGUUUACUACGUUCUAGGAAAAGUUUUAUAGUGCAUAUCUAAGUGAAGUGAAGUUCAUAAAAAAUUUGAUUAAAUAAGCCAAUUAGUCAAUGGUCACACUUAUUAAUGAAGAGCUGAAGCAAAUACUUAAAGAAUACAAUGUGUUUGAGAAUGUUAACAUAAUUGAUGAGCUUAACCUCCAUCACAAAAUAACUUAACAAUUUGAAAAAGUAGAAAAUCACAAACAAGAAAUCUUAGAUGCCCUGGAAGAUAAUCAAGAUAAUUAAGGAAAUGAACAAGUAAUCAUGGAUGAAUAUAAGCUUACCUAAGAGCUGCUUCAACUUUACAAGUAGAACUGUCAAAGGCAUAUUAAGCAGCAGGAAUUCUUCAAGUCCUCUAAAUUGAAGCAUCUAAAUUCAGAAUAGCUAAGUCAAUUACGAACCAUUAUGACAGAUCUGAAGCACAGAUACAUUUACAACGUCAAACUACUGAACAUAAUUCUAGAAUCUAAUUUGAGAGUCUCACUUAAAGAAUCUUACUUGAGACUGGGCAAGGUCAUGUUAAAAUUUAUCAGUGAAAAGCAAUAUGAAAUGAUCAUGCAGCAUGGUAAAGAUGAGAUUGACGAUGAAAAUUUAAAGCACAGCGAUAGUGGUAUACUGCUUAGGUAAAGAAGUGGUAUAGACAAUCAGCUAAGAGAUAUUUAGAGAAUAAGUUUGAAUUUCAACUUUAGAAAUGUGGCUGUGGGAGGAAUAGACCCAUCUCUCAAGGCUGUCAAAAGUAUGAGGGAUAGAUUGCAUUAACAGAUAUUGGAUUUACGAUAUCAAAUGAAAGAUGAAAAGUAUCAAAGAGAGUGGAUCACGCAGACAAUUUUACACUAAAAACUAUAAAUGAAGAGUAUGAGUGUGUUCUACACUGGAAUCAUUCCUUUCGUUCAAUGCGAGUACGUAGUUAGGAAAAUAGUUAAGUAAAAAUAUCACAACCAUAAAGAUAAAAAACAGCCAUUUACUAGAUCAGCUCUCAGAGAUCUCAAAGUUAAUAACAUUAAAAAGCAGAUCUAAAGGAAUCUCUAAGAUGUCUAAAACGAUAAUGGUUCAGGGUUAGCUGAAAAAAUAGCCUUUCUGUUUGACAAAGAUCCCUUGUAUAACCUUGAAUCGCUUUUGGAGCAAUAUGUUAAGUCUGAUGCUGGCUUCGUUAUCUCUACACCAUCAAGGUAUAGAAAAAAUACACCUUAAAAAGAAAAUGAUGAUCUCCAUAAAAAUAGACAGCACUUCAAGAAUCUCAAAAAAGAAUUAGGUUACUUUGAGUUCGAUCUUUCAGAGUUUAUGAUUACUCCAGAUAUAAAAGAUGAAAUGUUCAGAGAGUUCAUUCAACUUUUCAAGGACCCUCUUAAGAAGAUUAAACUCCUAGAUUAGAUCAAUCUAUUCGACUCCGAUAUACUAACUUUUACAUAGGAGGAUGCAAAAUUAUACUAUCUAAAGAAUAGCGAAGUCAAGAGGGAAGGUAAACUACAAGUAAAAACAGCUAAAAUGCUAUAUAGUGAAGUAUCAGAAGUGAUGUCACUAAUGAUGCAAGCUAAUUUCUUGCCCUUCUUAGCAUUCAUAAUCAUACUUAGUGAAUACGAGUACUUCGUGCUUUACAAAGACUUGGGAUACUUACAAAGUAUUGAGAAACUGAUAGAUAUUUCUCACUUUCCAAUCGUAAUUAACGAGAUCAGAAGAAUUGAGUAGGAUCUCCAAGAUAUUCAGUUGAAACUGCCAAAUGAAUAUGUGUAAGGCAUGUUCUAAAUAGACUUUAAGAACCUUAAGGUAUACUUACUCAAGAAAGGAACAAAGCUAAGAGAUAAGAUGUGCAGUUUACUAAAGAACAAAUUUACUAGUGAAAUUCGAGGCAUCGACUCAGAAUGCAGAGCCAUUCGCAAAAAGCUGAGUCAAAAACCACACAACAUCAUAGAAUUUAUAGACAUGAUGGUUUUCUUGAGAGACUCUAAAAAUGAUUUGAUUAAACCCUCUAACAUUGAGCUAGAAAACUAUGAGUCACCUCUUACAAAUUAAACAAUGAGAAUUGAACUCUAACUCUAACAAUCAAUAGACAACUAAUCAUCUAACAACUAGAACCCAGAUCUUUCAACUUCGUAGUAAUAGCUAUAAUCUUAUCAGCCAUAAGUUUCAAGACAAGGUGAAUAUGAGUCACAGAUAAAACAGAUUAAGCAAAGAAUACAGAACUCCAAGUUGUUGGAGAAGGCACUUACAGAUCUAAGAAUCAUGUUUGAUGUGGCUUAGAUUUACGAAUACUUUAACAACUUUGAAGUGCCGAAUAUGCUUGAGGUGAAGAGAUAGUUGAUGAUCACUGAAAUGCUGCUUUCUAAAGGCAAGUUCAAGACUCAGGUUUAAAAAGAGGCUAGAGAGUUAGAUAGCGAGUUGGAUGCUAUGAUCAAAAUGAUGGAACAGCUGAUAAAAGUGGAGUCAAUAGAUGAUGGAAUCAAGUUUCAAGAGCAGAAUAAGUAUAUCAAUGAUAUGAAGGAAAUGAUUGAAAACUACUCAGACAGAGCAGGCUAGCUAGUGUAUCAAUAAGAAUUCCUGAAAAUCGACUAGGUUGAGAGAUUUGACUAGCUCAUCUAUCUUAGCACUUGGAUAGAGCCAUUAUUCCAUAUGUGGGAGUUGAUUUCAAACUGGCGGUAUGAGAAAGAUAGAUGGUACAUGUCAAAGUUUGACAAGCUAGACAUUGAAGAGAUUUAGGAUCUGCUCUAGAAAUUCAUGAAAGUCGAGGAUGAGCUCAGAGCCAACACUCAAUUAGUACUGAUUGAUAGCAUAAUGAAGGUUCUGGACCAGCUAAAUUAAGAGAUGCAGGACUGCAAUUCCACUUCAAUUCCUAUUCUGCUGUCUUUGAUGAGUCAUUUUAUUAAGCCAAAGCAUUGGAAAAUCCUGCAAAAUACCUUAUAUCCCAGCAAUAGCAUAUAUGAUCAAGUAACGCUUGCGCCUGAAUAGACAUCUUUAGAAGACUUACUGCAAGCACAUGUACUCUCUCACUUAAAUGUGAUUAAGGAUAUAACUUCCACUGCCUAAGUUGAAUUCGAGGAAGAAUAAACACUAUAAAUUAUUGAAGAUGAAUUGAGAAAUUUAGAGUUCAGAUUCGAAACUCAUCCUGGUGAUGGCUACACCCCUAUACUAUGUGAACCAGAGGAAUUGAGUGCUAAGCUCCUAGAUCAUAACUAUAGUAGCUCCAUUAUACUUAAAAAUAGAAGGAAGUUCUCCACUGUGACAAGAAAACUUUAAAAUAUUCGCAGGAAACUUAAGCUAUUUUCAAAAACUCUGAUAAAGAUUGGCAGUGUCUAGAGAUAAUGGCUAGCAUUAUUUAAGGCUUUCUAGAUAUAAAAUAACAACAUUAUGAGUCAGUCCUCCAAGAUGGUAUAUGAGAAGUUUUCAAAGCUAGAUGAAAAGGCAAAAGACAUAUUCAAGAGUCUUCGAGAGUACCUUAACAUGAAAAGAGGCUAAAUGCCAAGAUGCUAUUUCCUUUCUGACGAAGAUCUUCUUAACAUUAUAUAUCACAAAGAUGACUUUAUAAGGAUUUCAAAGCUCUUCACCAAGUGCUACAAAGGCAUAAGCUCUUUCAUUCUAGGAGAUAAAAACAGCAUCUUAGGUGUUCACAUCUCAUCUCUUGGAGAAAACUUUAGAUUUGACAAGCCGAUGAAUAUAAGCAGUGCGAACAAUGCUGAUUAACUAGGAUCUUUUCUCAUUGAACUAGAAAAUAACAUAAAGUAAUAGAUGAAGUCAGAUGUUUUGAGCUAUCUGGUCGCAAACAAACUCCUAGGUGACCAGCUUUCUCUUGAUAUUCCUUAUUAAAUAUGGGCUCUUUGCAUGAAUAUCAAAUUUCACUAUGACAUACCGGCAUUAUACUAUGGCUCUAAUCCAAAGAUAACUGAAGAAGAGGUAGUAUAGUAGAAACAGAACACAGCUAAGCAGUUCAGAAAGUACGAACUGUACUUGCAAAACUAAGUUGAGUCACUAUCACUUCGACUGAGAAAGCAUGUCAAAGACAUCAAGAGACAUGAUCCUUAUCAGCAGACAAUAAACACCAGAAAAUUAUAAAAUAACAAACUAAAACUGGAAAUUAAUGAUGAUAUUGAGGAAGAUCCCAAUGAAAAUGAUGGAAAUGCACAUUAAUUGAGCAUAGAUAAGCACAUCAAGGGAGUAAAUCUGACUUUGAACAAGGAUCUUUAGAGUGAGUUACUAAUGAAGAAAUUUGAGAGUCCUCUCAUUAGGAAUGAACCGAGACAGAAUAUGCUUUAAGGAUCGAAUGGGGGAGAUGCUUUGAGAUCUCAAAGAGAGCAUCGCUCUCCACAGACAGAUAUGCAAAAGGAUCUUUAAGCAAUGAAUAGUAAGAGCAAGCUUAGCCGCAAGGACUUCAAACUGCCUAAGAUGAAUAGCAUCGAGAAUGACGAGUAUAAGGCAUAGGAUUUGCAGAAGAUACAGUACUUGCAUCUAGUCAAACUUGAAAACAUGCUAAUCUUGACUUUGAAUCAGAGAGAUAAAGUUGACUUUAUCAAAGGGAAGAUCAAGGAUAAUGUGCUGAAUGUGCAGUCAUAUGAAUAUCUAAGCAUGAUCAAGUUCAAGAUUAUAUUCAAGCCUGGAAUCUUUAAUGACGACUACCAAGGAGAUGAGGAAAAUAGGUGGACAAAAGCCAUGAGUGGGGGAUAGACCUACACUAGUAAUGUCAGAGUGCAGGAUAUGUUUAACAUCAAGCUUGACUCAUCUGAUGCUGAAGAGAGAUAACAUCUUCAGUAACUUAAUUUAGUGAACAACAUAAUGCAAAUGAGUGAGUAAAAUCUGGUCCAUCCAUUUGAUUCAGAGCUAAGUCAAGAGAAGAGGAAGAUUGGCUUUGACUAUAACAAGUACAAAUUUUACAGAAACAUGGAGUUAGGAAAGGAUGUCUACUCCAAAGACUCCCAAGAAGAUUCGGAAUCAUCUCACUCAGAGGACUAGAAUAUCAUUGGAUCUAACUAAGGAUUCGUUUAAACUCAACUUUACAAGUAUUUGAAGAGGAAUAAAUCCCAGCAAGGCAUGAUAAAUUCAUUUGACAUUCAUGCGUACACUAUGAAUACUUCCAACUAAUAUGGCUAUGAGCUUAAUCCCUUUGAUCAGCAAUGCUAGGCUGAAAGUUUCAUUCUGACUCCUAUAACUGAAAGAGUAAAUUUGCACAUGCUUCAAGCCCUGACAUCUAACUAAUGUGGAUUAAUAGUUGGAAACUCAGGCACUGGCAAAACUGAAACUAUGAUCAAUCUAUUCACCACACUCGGCUAGAAGUACUACAUUUGGCCGUGCAGAGGAGGUAGCUUCACUUACCAGUGUAUUUCUAGGAUCAUUAAAGGCACUGUGGCAAGUGGAUGCAUAAUGUGUCUAGAUGAUGUGAACUAAUUACAGAGGGAACUACUGUCAUAACUCAUUCACAAUAUUAGCAUAAUAAGAGAAGCCAUUUUCAAGUAAUCACAUAACAUCUUCAUUGAGGAUGAGAUAAUUUCACUGCUUAAUACUAAUAACAAGCAGUAACCUACUACUAGGAGGACCUUUAGUAUAUUUAUGACGUACACUUAUAACAACGAGUUACCCAGAGACAGGAAUUUGUUUGAAUCGGCUGAAGACCUGAGAGCUAUCAAUCUUGAAAGUCUUGGAAAUCAUAGACACUUCAGAGUUACCUAUCUCCUCAAACCUGACACUAAAGUCAUCAUAUCCUAUCUAUUCUAGGCUGCAGGCAUAAAGCAUUAAGAUAAACUGACCCAGCAGUUAAUGCUAUUUUUCCUCUAAAUAGGCAGUAUUGACUACAUUGGACAUAUCAAAGAAGCUAUUAACUAUAUCAAGCAUUAGAAUCAAAAGUCAAACUUUGAGCAGUCUUCAGAGCAACUUACAAGUAAAGUUCUAUCUGAACUCUAUCCCUUGCAUUCUGAGUUAAUCAGAAAUAUCUUUGGGACAUUUGUUGAUCCAAAAGUCUAGCAGUAAUAGCAGCAAUAGCAGUAGAACUUGAAAUACCAAAAGACAAGGAGUCUUAGUGAGGAAAGCAAUCCAGGCUUGAAGUUGAACGUAGAGGAUGAGGAAUCUAUAAAAGUUUCAUAAGAGGAUGAAAACCUGACUCAGCUGGAAGAGAUGAUUCACGAUUCAGUCAAUCGGGUUGUUGCUGACUUCAAGCAAAUCAACAAUAAGAUACUAAUCCAGAAAUACAUAAAUGCAGUCCUCAGACUUUGCAACACUCAGCACUUAUUCAAGGAGGAGUUCUCAAUAUUGAAUGCACCAGUUAAUGAGAAAUCCAGGAGUUUGCUAAUAGUAGGACCACCAGGGUCGGGAAAGACUAAGUUCAUUCAGACGAUAGCUAAAGUGUUCUACAUAUCGAUGCUAAAUGAGAAGGACUUCAAUCUGCACUAUAUUAAUGCUGAUUCAAUGCCUUAAGGCAGACUUUGGCUUUCUCAGAAUAAUGUCACGAAUAAUCAAUAUGAAUCUAAUGACCAAAGUAACAGUGAGACUUUGAAGGACGGAGUCGCUUUAUCAAUUAUAAAUGCAUGCGCUUCUAAUUCAGGAUACAUUUCUAACAGUCAUUUCUGUUCAGAGAACAUUACUAAGGUCUUUGCUUUGAACUCUAAAAGACUCUAAGGCGCUUACUAUCCUUAAUUAAGUGACAAUAGAGGUAGACUUAUGUCUGUUCAUUCAAUGUGGUUCAGCGAAGUAUAAUCAACUUAAGACUAAAGAGGGCGCUAGAAAUCAAUUAACUUUAGAAACCAAAGGUCUAAUUUGCCUUAGCAUAUUAACCCUGGCAGUAACUCCAAUUCCCAGAGUCAGACUAAUCAAGGUGGAGCAAAUAGAUAACCAAGCAUGUCUUCAGCCAAGGGAGGUAGCAGAGGAAAUAACUAGACUACAACUGGGGAAAGUGAUUUGAAUGUAACUAAGAUACUCAGCUACACUGAGCGCGACUGGAUUAUAUUCGACGGUAAUUUGUCAAAUAACAGCCAACACAUGAUAACAAUAGGCUGGAUUGAGAAACUAUUGCCUUUGAAAUUCAUAUACAAAUCCAAUGGUGAUAUCAAUGAGUUGCCUAGACACUUGAAGAUAAUAAUAGAGACUGACAGCAUAGCUCACUCUAAUCCCUCUGUAGUUUCGAGGAUACCGAUUGUCAACAUAGACGAAGAUGACAUUAACACUAAGGAAUUGUGGAUUAACUAUAUCAAGCACAGCUUUAGUCCCUUCUUUAAGAUCAGCAGCAAUGAAAUGGUCUCGUUAUACGAGGAGUCAGUCAGCAGAAUAUUUGACUAUAUUAGCAAACAGAACGUAAGCAUAGCUCAUCUUAAAUUAAUAUAGAAUCUCAUGAUAAUGAAGUAGUCUCAUAAGACGAUAGCUAAUCACUUCAUCACAUACUUUGAUAUUUUAAUGGAUGAAUACCUGAAACUGCUAAUAAUUAACAACAGAGCUUCCUAUGAUAAUAUCUUGUACAGAUAUGGAUCAAAGCUCUCAAUAAGUUCAACUAUCUAAAAUCAGUAGAGUUCUAAUCUGAAGAGCUUUGCAAAGUAAAACCUUGGGGCUGCUGCUCUAGCCGACAGAAGUGGAGGUGGGAACUCUCAAAGAGAUAAUCAAUCGGUUUACUCCUUGCCAACACUCUCAGUUUAACAUUCAAGGAAAGCACCAUAGCCAGGCGUAAGUGGCAGCAACCUAGGAGGGAACGCCAAUUUUUCUCAGUUCAGCAAGUAAAACCUAGCUUCACCAAAUAGAGCAAGUAAUGCUAGCAAGUAUCAUCUUUAGGGAACUAACAGAAAACCCUCAUUUGUACACGACUUCGUUGAGUAAAACAUUGAAAAAAGAUUCAAGGAAUAGAACCCAAUCGAGCUAUUCAGUUACUUCAUUGAAGCUGUCAUUGGAGUGUUUGGAAGCAUACUGAACCUCAAAGGCUAGAGAUUGAUAUCUGAGAAGUUCCUAAAACCAAUGAUCAAGAAAUUUCCAUUUCCUUUUCAUGUUCAAGGUGACACUUAGAAAGCCUAGUAUAGAGACUAUAACCUUAUGAAUCUUUACCAGCAACAGCUUAAGUAAAUCAGAGAAUGCGAUAAUGUGUUCAACAACUUUUACGAUUACUAGUCAGGCAAGUGGCGUCAAUGGAAUAAAAAGGUCAAGAUUCAGGAGAAGUUCUUUAACAGCGGUAAGUUUGUGCCUAAUAAGCACCAGUUCAACUAUCUGGAGCAGCUUAGACUGAAUAAGGGAUUUAGAAAGAAGUUGAAAGGCAAGAAAUCAGGACUCAGUCUUGAGGAUACUCACAUAAAUAUCCUAGACAGCAAAAAUGAAUUCAUAUUUGUCCAUGAUGAGUAAACAAAGAAGGCUUUGUACUAUUUGAAGCUCUUCGUCGCCUUUAGAAAAGACAUCUUAGUCUGUGGUCCAGUAUCUUGUGGGAAGUCUAAGCUAAUUCGAUUUAUGAUAAACUCAGAUGUAAAGCAGAAGAACUAGAACGAAAAAGGCAUGCCUAGAUAUUUAAGCUCUUCUAUUCAGCAGUCCACUACUCUGGAUGAUCUGCACAUGCUGAUUGAGAGCAAUAUGAUUCUUUAGAAGAAUGGUUCAUUCGCACCACCUUCAAAGCAGCCCACGAUCUUAUUCAUUGAUGACCUUAACCUGUCUAAGAUAUCUCAGGAGUAUGAUGUCCAGUCACCAGCAGAGAUAAUCAGAGAUUACGCCUCCUUCAAUGGCUGGUAUCAAAAGCAAAAUCAGAGAUUCUACUAUUUCAGCAACCUAAGCUUCAUCGGCGGCUACACUUACAUUCAGUCAUCAGAGGACGGGCCUAUGCAGCAAGAGACAUUCCAGUGGGUGCCUGGGUUCUCGGAAAGAACGCAAAGACAUAUGCUUCCAAUUAGGAUGGAUGCAAUGAGUCAGCAUCAAAUCAGAAAGAUAUUCAAGAAGACUUUGUUUUCAAACAUAGACAUUCACGAGGAUGACAGAUCAAUGAGAACGCUUGUGAGAACAUACGCUGACUGGUAUUUCCAGAACUUCUCGAGGUUUCAUUUGGACUCUAAACUGUUUGGCUUAAACUUCAACUUGUGCAAAGCUGGAGAGUUCUUGCUGAACUUCUAAAACAUUGCUUGGAGUGACUUCAGCUCUGAUGAAGAGGUAUUCAAGUUGUGGAUUAACCAACUUAGCAUGCACUUAAUAAGCAUUUACCCUUUCGUAGACUUCACCAAGUUCAUUGAUAUUUCAACUCCUCAAAUCAAGCUAAGAUAGCAACUCAACAAAAUUGAAACACUUAAACUUUUAGCAGACAAAGGUCAGUUAGCAAAGAAAUUUGAAAUUGAAAAUCCAAAUAUAAUUGAGGAAGACUCCUUUGACAAUAUCACCAAUUCAGAAAUCGAUAAGAAUCCAUCUUCACCUGAUCUUGGUAAAUCUGGUUUUCUUGGGAAAAAUUCUGAAAGAUUUUCUACUGACUCUCUUUUAGAUUCAGAUGAGGAUUGCAAAAAUAAAGGCAACAAGUAAAAUGACACCGAUCCAACUAAUAGUCUUCUUGAAGAAGAUGACGAUGAAGAGGAGAAUUCACAUUUAAAGUCAGGAAGUCCAGAUAAACCACCAGAUGAUGUCCAAUCAGAGGAUGAUUAGAAAAAAUCUAAAAAGCCCCGUGGCUCAAUAAUGGUCCAAAAGCAAUUGAUCGGCAUAGGUACUAGCAAGAGACCCAUGUUAAAGGAUCUAAACUAGCAAUUGAAAAAAUCUUAAGUUGUGAACAGAGAUCAAAUCAUCCCUCUAUUAGGCUAAGAUAAAACGAAAUUAGGCCGUAGAAGUGGGUAUAUGCCUUCAAUGGCUAAAGACUCUGGGGGCAAAGGCAAUCCAAACACCAAAAAGGAGAUAUUGAAUGAAGUAGUGAACAGCCAAUAGAAGUAGUCAUUGGAGAAAGAUCAAUUGCAGAUACCUAUGUAUGAGAUUUCAGAGUCCUCAUCUUCAUCUAGUCCAGUAAAGAGUGUAGAAAAAUCAAGUGAUUCCAAAGGGAGCGAAGCUUAGCAGAGCGACGAGGAGAGCAGUGUCGAUCACAAAGUUGAAGAUUCUAGUGAUGAGCAGUAAAAUGAACAUGAUUUCUAUGAUGUCAAUAACAAGGGUCCUAAAGAGUCAAGAGCUAUCAUAAAAUUGGGUGGAGGUAUUAGAAAGUUUAGAUAUCGAGCUAACCAGACUGAUCAUUCUCUCAAUUUCGUCGAAGCAAUUAAAAUUCAUCUCUCUGCUUUCUUGAACUACAUCGAAGAAGCCAAAAGAGCUCUUAAUUUGCAAUACUACAAAAGUAGCUUCUCAGAAAUCUAAAUAAUACUGUUUAAUCCAAAGUUAUAUGAGGCAAAGAUCAAGCUACUUUCACACGCCUCUAGUGGAGCAUCUUCAGUGAGCAGCGAAGAAACUCCUUAAAACCUAAUAAAUCAAAUAAACAAAGACAUAUCAACUCCCUCAGACGCAAGAAAAAUGACUAACCUUAUUAUCUAAGCCUCUAAGUUUGGAGAUGAUAUCAAUAGUAUCAGCCAAUCAAACAAAAACUUGCCUUAUGUCGGAGCAACCGCGACUAAAUUGUCUUGCGGCCCUGAGCUCAAUUUAAUCAGUGGACAUUAAAAAAAUGUGCAAUCACUGGUGAUGUCGCCUAUUCCCAAGACCAAAUUGAAAGAUAUCAAAGCCAGUCUCAAAACUUCCAGUGAACUAUCUGUAUCUAGAAUUGGAAGGAGAGAUGCACUUAAGAAUUUAGCUCCUGCUGUAUAAGAAAAUCUGUCUCAACAGAAUAUAACUGAUUCUAGCAUAUCAAUCCUAUCGGAUGACGAUUCUAAUAGUGGGGAUGAAUCAGAGUACAUGUCAGAUUUCCAAUUCAAUUACAAUGGCUGCAAGUAAAAGAACAACAUGAACAAGAAUCUAGCUCUGAGUCCUUAAUUCAGGAAAAAGCAUACUUUCAACACCAGUAUUACUGAUGAGAUGACUACUGACUUGUACAGAAAAAUCAAUAAUGAACUAGAUAUUGAAAAUGUUCAGGAGUAUUUCAAGCGUUAAACCCAAGACAUGCUAUCCACUCACUACGAUAUAACUCCCUUAGAAAUUCAGAUGCAGCCACCCACAAUGUAUGACAAUAUCGUUAAACUGAUCCUACAACUGACAUUCCUAUUCCAACUCAGCAACACUACUAAGAACAUUCUAUUGAACUGCGGAGGUUCACUGAACAAAUCUGAGUCGAGGAAGACUCCACUUAGAAUGAUAAAGUUCUGUGUCAAGUAAGCAACUAAAAGUCUAAAAAUGCCUCACUUCAUAUUCAAAGCGUCCAAAAAGCACUUGAAAAUGAAAGAGUUCUGGGAAAAUUUCAAGAGAGCAUGUGUAUAGGCAAUAAUCAAGAACAACUCCAUCGUAGUCACGUUUAUCUUCGACACUUAUAGACUAAAUCAUCAUUCAACUGAAGAUACCACAUAUAUGUCCUAGUUAAAUGAAAUCCUUCAGCUUGUGUCUUCCAUCAUUAGCGGACAAAGAAAUCAUCUGAUUAUCAACACCAAAGAUUUAAAGCGAUUCAGCAGAAAGCUCAGAGAUGUUAAUCAGUUGUAAGAUGAUGGUUCAACUGCUCAAGGUAUCAUAAGCGGGACCCCAUCAAUUGUAGACUUGACUGAGGACUAGAUAGAGUAUUUGAUAAUACAAAGACUCAAAGAUAACAUUAGAUUUGUUUUUGCAAUGAAAGACGAGAGAAGCUUAACUAAUAUAAACUACAGUCAUCUUAGAAAGGACAUCAACUACUUGGAGUUAAUUAUGAAUCGCUACUCGCAGAUAUAUAAAUACUCUCAGAUACUAUAAUUCGACAGCUGGCAUUCGAAUGUUGAAAUGGUCAUUAAAUACUAGCAUCAUUAGGAGCACAUGAUUCAGAAUCAAUCAAGAUUUUUACCUACCUUGAAACCUAUUUUUAAUCACAUAAGCGACAAGAAGUUCACUACCUAUCUUCCAAUUUUUAACAGUAUUUAUGCAAAGUUGAAGGUAUUUAAGGGCACAUUCACAGAUUAGAAGUACUUGAAUACAAUCAUAUCAGACAUACUCGACAAUCAAGAAAUGAUUACUACUUUCAUCGUAGGCAUCUAGAAUUAAAUAAGAGAUAUGUACUACAAAAAGGUGAAAAAGCACAAAGGUACAGUAAUCUAGCUUCUCAAGAAGUUCAAGAUACUGGAGGAAAUGCAUGCUAAGAAGGUGUUUAUAAUUGACCAUGAUCUGAAAGUGAAGCAAUCUAAUCUUGCCUAAUACAAGGUAUCUUUGAAGCAAUCUCUGAAGGAGAUAUUUGAGAAAGAGAGUAAGUUGAAUCUAGAAAAAAUGUCUCUCUAUGUGAUACUAAAGCAAAUGGAUGCAAACAAAAAACUAGAGGAAGGACUGAUCCAAUAUAGACAGAAGAUUUCAAAAAUAGAAGAGACAAAGUAAAAGCUAAUAAAAUCACUUUAAAACCAGUCUGAAUACGAAGAGUUCUUUAAGAACAUAAAGCGGGGAUCUAACAAAAACUUUAUUAUUUUGGCAACUGCCCUAAAUUACACACUUUCUAAAAAGUCUAUUAAAUUUGAUGAGGCAGUCUAACUCAAGAAAUUUGUUACAGAUUUUGAGGAACCAUUUUUCCUUCAAGAAAAAAUUGAGUAGUAUGUUGUCGAAGAGAAUGAGAGACCUCAAAAUAAAGCCCUUUUAGAAAAAAUUGAGUCAUUUAAUUGCAAUUUCGCAUUCCUCAAAUCUUCUCCAAAGGUCGCUAAAUUCAUUGGAUUUUUCAUCUAGGAUCUUUAUCAAUUUGGAGUUAAUAAGUACAACAAAAAUUUGCUAUUGUUUAACCCUGCUUUUGAAAACUAAUUGAUGGCUUACGAAGAUAUAUUAUCUAGACUUGAUGUCAUUUAAAGAUAAAGUCAUGAUAUGCUUUUGUAAAAGAUUGAUUUACUCGAGAAACUAGACAUUUGCAAAUAAGAUAUUGCUGAUAAUGAUGAAAGGCUUUUGGCUUAAUAGAAAAGUUUGAAUAUGCUAAAUUAUAUCAAGGAUGAAUUUUCGCUUUUGAUACAAUAGAUGCGGAGCAAAAUAUUGGAACAUCCAAUUAAUGAAACUUCUUUGUUUGAAGGGGAAUCACUCUUUAUAGCUUUGAAGAUAGGAUUGAUUAUAAGAUUCCCUUAACAGUUCAAGCAGUUCUUAAAUAAUAUGUCUCUUUUUGAAUCAUUCAAGCAUGAACUUAAGGUUUCAGCUGAUAGGGAAAAAGUCAUGAAUUUUAUCUUUUCUUUUGAGGAAAUCAAAAAACUCUGUUCUCGGCUGUCGAUGAUACCCCGUGAUCAUGAUUUCCAAUUUGCAAUAGGCAUGAUAAAAGUCUCAUGCAAAAUUCUUUGCCCAGUGCCCUUGAUAUACGAUCCUGGCGAAAUUGCAUUCUAGUUCUUAAGCAACAAACUUAACUAGUUCAAAGCAAAGGACGGGCGAAAGACAGUCAUUUAUAAGAUAUUAAUCAGAGAAUAAGCCAAGAAUGAAAAACAAGAGGAAAAUACUCUUCCAAAGAAGAUAAAAAAGUGCAUCACCAGAGGCUAUCAUUUGGUAUUAAAAGACAUUGACAAUGUCUCUCUAAGGAGUCUAGAGCCAGUAAUAAAUUGGAUCUACAACGCUUUCCAGCACAAGAUCAAAGGCCAUCAUGGUGAUUUUAACUCUUAACUUUAAAUUAAUCCGCAUGAAGUAGUCUCUGUCCAUCGAAAGUUCCGCAUGUUCAUAGUCUUCACCAAGAAGCAUCCUUUGAAGAACUUAGACUCUUCGAUUGUCUCUAAGCUUAUUAAGUUUAACUAUGACCUCAAUAUAAACUAAUAGCUAUAGUCCUCUCAAAGUGUCAACGUCCUGAAGAUGUAUAUUCAAAAUGUGCUUAGGAAAAAUCUGGACCCUAUGUUCAAGUAGUUUGUGAAAAGACGCACUAAUGAGUACGAGUACAUUAUUAAGGCUACUGAUGACAAGAAACGUAUUCGCAGAUUCAUUAGAGAGACCUGGGAGUACAGAUAGAUAAAGGAAUAAGAUAACCUGAUACUGAAGGUUAAGCAAUAACUUGAUGAUCUACACAUGAGUAUAUAUUCUCAUAAGUUCGAUGACGGCAGUUCAAUGUUUGAUCAUGAGGCCUCUCCCUUGCUUAAACGUAAAAAGCAAAUUAAGAUCCCUGAAAUGGUUAAGGAGACUAGAGUAAGUAGCGCAUCUAAGAAGCAGAGUAGAAGAGCAUCAAUCAGAAAAUCCUCUUCUUACUAUCACGAUGGAACAGACAGAUCAGACAGGAACAGUAUUUCUGGUGUUUCAAGUGCUAUUACGGGUGGCAUUCUAGGACUGAAGGGAGUUCAGUCUAAACUGACUAUAAAGAUCCCUAAGAAUACGCAAAGUUCGAAUGCAGGCUUUAUGAGUAAAUUUAUGCAGACUAGCAACAGCAGCAACAAUCGUCCCUCUUUAACUAAUCAAGAUGAUUAAAACAAUAAUUUGGUAUCAGUAAUGUCUAUGCAGCUAAGGAGAACAAUGACUCGCGUUUAGCUGAAUCAAAAAACUGACAGCAGACCUCUGAGCUAAGAAAGAGAUAGCAAGAAGGCUUAGAUCACCAGCAGAGAUUUCGAGAGUAUUGAGGAGGAAAAAGAAAUGGAAUAGGAGAAGGAAUUCCAGCAUGAUCAAAACAUUGAGGAGUACGAUGAUUUGAUCCACAGUGUGAAGGUGGUGUUCUCGACACUGCAGAAGAUCAAGAAACAGAUUGGCAAUAUUUACGGCUUUUCACUUAUACAGUUCAGACACAUUCUUGACCUCUCCAUCAAGCAAAGCAAGUCCUAAUGCACAAAUGUAAUCUCAUUAGCUAAUCGUAAUUCAUAGUAAAAGGAACUGCUGAGCAUGAUACUAAGGAAAGCCAUUUAGAAGAUUCAGCAUGUUCUGAGAGAAGAUCAUCUGCAGCUGUUCAACUUUUGCCUGACAAUUGAAUUCUAUGCGAGGCAGAUACUUGACGACAAUAAAGAGCUGCUGGUUAAGCAAAUUAAGUUCAUGAUUCAAAGUAAGAAUUAAUAGUUUAGAAAUUGGUGUGUAGAUAAGUGUGAGAUUGAGAACUUGUCAAGAAGGAAGUCAACUAAGAACCUAGAUUUCUAGCCUAUAGUAAAUGCUCUGAGGAGCAUGAAUGAAUGCAUAAGCAAGGAAUAGACUUGGAUUCCUCCUAUUUACCAAAAGCAUGCUAAGUUUGUGAACUAGUUUGAUCUGAUUUAGUACUUGGAAAACAAUGCAUAAAACUCCUAUGAAGGCAAUAAACUUAAGCACAAUGACGACAGAUCCAUAGCUGACGAGCUCAACAUGAUUGUGGAAUAAGAUAAGAGGCAAGGAAUCUAGUUUUUCAGAUCAGAGCGAAUCAUUAAAGAUAUCUACGCUGAAAAGCCUCAAGCUAAGGGACAAUUGAUAGGUCAAGGCAGUAAAAUAAACAGACUAAAGAAACAAUCUCAGGCCUACAAAGCCCAAAAGAGCACUUUGAUCAACAACCCAAAUGUCUUGAAGAAUCUGCAAAACUAAAGGCCAACCUUCAUUCCUCGCAAAAACUGGGAUCUGCUGAUUAACCUAGUUCAAGAGUUCCCAAUGCAGUUCCAGGGUCUCAUUAAAGCCAUCCUCGAUGAUAAGAAGAAAUGGGAGAAGUUCUUGACUGAGUUGAAGCCAGUCAACUCUAUUGAAGAUAAGAUGGGUGAAUAUGAUUUUCCAGGAGACUGGGUAACUAUUCUGAAGCCCUUUGAAAAGUUGCUUGUAGUGUAUUGCUUAAAGCCAGAAUGCCUGGUGUCAGUAGCCUCUAAUCUCAUCCAGCUAGUUCUAGACAAUAGUUUUGUACAAGACCAAGACACUUAUGGCAUUCUAAAUACCAAGAUAACAAUGAAGAGGGAUCUAGUGCGCAAGCCAAUUAUUAUGUUCUACGAGAAUCAAUCCUUUGCUCCUUCAAAGUAUAUCAAGAUUCUAUGUCAGCAUCACAAUAAAGAACUCUUUACCUAUGAUGCUAAGGGUUUCCUUGAAGCUUACAUGAAUUCUAGAGCUCUCUAAAAGGUACAGCUUUUGAACCCAAUAAAUCCAUCCCCUAAUUAGCUUCUGGAUAAUACUCCUUCAAGAAAAAAGACUCAAUUAAAUCUGCUGCAGAAAGAAUAAGAUGUUCAUAAUCUAAUGAGUAUUUUGAAUAGCAACUCAUCUAAUCAUGUGAUUAGCGAUGAUAAGAUUCUACUCAUUGAAAACAUCAAUGAACUGUAAGGGGAAGAUUAAAAGUUCUUGGUGAGGAUACUAUUAGAUCUAUAAAGAAUUCAUAAUAACCGCAGAAUUAAAGUGUUCUUGAGUUAUAGAUGCGCAGUAGUAAACCAAAAGGAAUAUCAGACAAAGAACCUUAGAAGACAGCAUGGAAUAGAGUUCUUAAUCAUAAACAGCAUAGUUAUUUAUCUUAACAACCCGCAGAGUAUAAAGAGAUACAUGGAAAGAAUGCAUCACGAAGAGAUUCUACUUUCCAAAGAGGCGAUGCAUAAAUAAUAAAAACAGCAAUAGCUUUAGAUGAAAAUGGAGAUGCAGCAACAGUAGUAAUUGAAUUCUCUCACAGAUGCAAAGUCACCUGUGAAAAGAAUGAUCAAGCCACUUUUGAAGCGUUCGUCGUCAACAAUAUCUAAUCACCAAACAGCCUAACUAUAAAGUAUCUACAAGCACUAAGUAUUAAAGGACUCUAAUUUCCCACAGGCUCAAGUAGCCAUACUUAGUGAUAAAUUCUCUAAGAUUAUUAGAGAACAUGCUAAAGACUUUGAGAGAAGCUAAAUGAGAGUCAGGUACAUUUUGAAUUUCAUGUGCGCUUUACAACUGCUUAAGAAGAACGCCAUUUGCCACACAGGAAUGUCUCUAAACAAUCAAUUCUACUUUAACCGCCAGAAACUCAUCAGCAUGACUACAUUUCAGCACAUGGUCGAGUAAACUAUGGACUUUACCUUUAAGGCAUUCUUUGAAUCUCCCAGACAUUAAGUUCAAUUCAUCUUAAAUACUUUGGAGUCAUAGUUCUCAACAGUUGAUUCACACAGACUAAUAAAAUUCGAGUCUUUGGCUACAUAUAAAUACAUGAUUAAAUCCCUGCUUUGCAAUACACAGAAUGAAAACGCUGCUAAUGUGAUAUAAAUGAGCACCUCCACUCACCGAAACUGCUAUCAAAUACUUCUUGGCAAAUUCUACUCAGGCUAAGAGUUGCAAGAUGCAAUAAACUGCAUGCCUGAUACAGAUCUAUAUUCAGUAAGAGGAUCUACUAUUAAUUAGGAUCUAAUGAGCAACUACUUCAAGUCUCAGUCUUUUUUAAGAAAAUUAGCAGAUAUUUAUAAUGACUAGGUCCUCUACAAUGAGUGGAAUAUUAAGAAUGAUAAGGAUGCUGAAGACAUUAAAGCCAUUGAAGCGGAAGUCAAAAGUUAUAGGGACAAUUCUGAUAGUCCAUAAUCAAUUGAUAACAGAAGUCAUAAAGAAUUCAUUGUGUUUUCCUAGGUUCAGAAGUUCUUAAGUGAAUCAGUAAAAAGACAGAUGUACAAAAACGCUAAACAAACUGAGGAGGAGAGAUAAGACCUAAAGAGAAAGUACAACUAUAUAACCAAGCUAGACAUCAAUCCACAAGUCGAUGCAAUUUUGGACCUAGCUUUGAUUGAAGAGAAUGAUUACCAUUUCUCACUAAACAUCAAGGAAGCAAACUCUAUAACUCCCAAAGUAAACUUAAUUUCAUUAACGAUUAUGCUAAAUUAGGCUCAAGAUUAAAUAGACAACCAGCUGAAGUCUGGGGAGACUAGUAUGGAAAAGGACACAAACAUGAAGACAAUGCAAGAAAUGACCAAGGUAAGGGACCUAGCUGAGAACAUACUGAGCAUCAUUACUAACAAGUACUUCGAUUACACUCCUAGACAGUCAUCUAGCAGAUAAAAAGCUACUAAAAAGGUCAAUAGACAACAGACUUCAAGACCUAAGUCUUCCAAAAAUAAGAAGGGAGGAGAAUCAGAUGAAAUAAUUGAAUAAAAACAAUACCAAUCUCGAGAAAUAAACAUUCUAGAUGAAGAUAUAUUCCAGAACUAUAGAGGUCUCUAGCAAGCCAGCCCAAUCAAACUUCAAAAGCCUGAAAGCAACACUUCCAACCAUGGUGGCAGCAGUCUAUUUAAUGAGUAGUUACUGACAAUGCCGCAUCCACUUGAAGGUAGGAGAACAUUCGCAAAACCUACUAGGACUAAUCUAAGAUUGGAUAGACAUGUAGAGCGACCACCUGAGGACUACGAUCCAAUUUCAGCAGCUGGAUUGGGCAAACGGGUGUCUGAAAAAAUUUCAGAUUCUCUCAAGGGCGGUAAAACAAGUCAGACUAUUUCUGAGAUGAACUAUGUGUCUAGUAAAGCCAGCAGUGAAAUUCAAAUAUAAGGCAACUCACACCAAGAAGGAAAUCAAAAUAAUAAUUAAACAGAGGAGAAAAAGGUGACUGCUAAUGCUCGCAAGAAGAUGGCUUUUAGAAGAUCGCAGGUGCAUAGUCAAGAGUACUAAGCUGUAGAAAAAAGGAUAAGUGAUACCAACUUAGAGGUGAAGCCAGAAAUAGAAAAUAAAUAUGGAGCAGAUGGAGACAAUAACGAAGAGCCUACAAAUGAUAACAAAAGAAUGAGUCGAUUAAAGGUUGAUAUAAGAGGACCUUAACACAGAGGGUAAUCACAGAUUCUCACAAGCAAUACUGUACAGAAGCUGAUGCAAAGAGUUCAGAGCAAGGAUCAAGUUUCUACGGGAAAUCUACUUGCAAUCAGUAAGGAAGAACUCGAUGAUUCAUUCAGCAGUGUUUCAAGCCCUUCUCCUAUGCCUACUCAUGACUCUAAUCCUUAGAACAGCCCAUAACCAGGGUAAAAGUAACCAUCUCGUAAACCAAGUAAAAAGGAUUCUGAAAAAAAGAUAAAUUAGGAAAAGUUUGAAGAAGAAGAGAAGUCAGUUGCCAUUAGAGGCAUGCCUUAUCUUAGAAAAUAAAUCUCUAUAAAUGAAUCUUCAAGCAAGUAGGAGAGUCUAUUAGUAGAACCCUCCAAAUCAAAAACAGGGAAGCAGAGUGUGUAGGUAGCAAGCAUUGAAAAGAUCAAUCUGUUUCCUGGUCCGAAUAACAACUUAGAUCACAACGACGUCAUCCAUGAAGAGUCAUUCGAGUCAUCUCAAUACAGUAAGUCCAAUUCAAAAAGACUAGUUAUUGAAGGAUCUGAAGUCGAUUCCAAAUCAGGGGAAAAGAAGAAAAAUAUGCAGAUUGAAAUCGAUAAUCAAGAUGAGUCAUAUGAAACUAUAGAAGAAGACGCUAGAAGAACGUUAUCGAAAAAACCUUAAUAAACCAAUCUGGAAUAGCUGUAUUAGCACAAGAAUGUGAUUGAACUUCAGAUAUCGCACGAGAUACCUGUCAUUAGAGCACUAAUUUUCUUAAUGAAGACUGAAUUAGAAGAGCUUUUGAACUUCAUUAAGGGAAGCAGGUUUUAAUGGUUAAAUCAUGGCCUGAUCAACCUGUACAACUGCUUACUAAAUAAUGUGGUACCGCCAAACUGGAUGAGUAACGGCUUUGGUGUAUGUCGAUUGAACAUCACUUUAAAUGAAUGGGUGGAGUCUCUAGUAAUAAGAAUGUCUUACCUAGUCUAACUAGUAACUAAUAGGGCUAAUGAGCAGGCAAACUUCAUAGACUUGAGUAGACUAAUGAAGCCUGGCUAUAUCUUCAAUCAAAUGAUAUUUAGAUAUUUGUUCAAGAGUGUCUGUAUCGAGGACUAGGCUAUGAACUUUGAUUUGAAUAGCUUCAACUUUAAGGCGCAGAUCCUUGACCGUAGAGUUUCAUAAGUAGAGAUACAGAAGUACAUGAUUAAGAUUAAUAAUGAAUAGAAUGGAACGAUCAUUCAUAAAGUCUUUAUUUGCGGAAUUAAACUUAUUGGAGCUAGAGUCGAUCUCACUAAUGGAUUCUUAGAAGAUGCGAAGACCAGGGUAUUUGAAUACCCCAUGCCUGCCAUAUGUCUCAGUAUUGAGGAGAAAGACGAUAGAUUCAACUUGCUUUCUAGCAGCACAACUGUUGGUAAUAAGCAAUAAAAGUACCUAACUAAUGAUGUUUUCACUUCAAUUGACAUAAAGAUAGAAUGCCAAUAACUGCCAUUUGUAGUAUCUUAAAAAGGCUAUUACUACUUUGAAGACGUAGAGUAGAUGGAAGAGGCUAUCAAAGACCAUCCUGAACUUUUCAAAGGUUAAGGGAUGUCUUAGUCUGGAUAAUAAAAUAACUACCGAGAUCCAAAGGUGCCUCAGAUUCUUGUUAAGCAAAAUACCUUCUAAAAGCUUACCUAAUAAAGAUAGUAAUAAAAACUGCAAAGUGAAAAUUCUAGCUAAGUUUUAAACAUUAGAACUAUUACUAAGAAAAAAUUGUCUUCUCAUGUGAAUAAAGAAGAGCGCAGUGCAAAGAAUCAAACUCCAGGAGGAGGAACUAAUAGCAAUAGUGGGAAAAAUAGUAAUAUUCUUGGAUUUGAAAGAUCAAUCACAAAGUAGAAGAAAGAAAUGGACUUAACUCGCUCGCUAUCACCUGACUUCGUCAGCAGAAGAUCUUCAAUAGCUACUAAGCCUUCAUUUGGAAUUGCUGCAGAACCUGAACACAAACAAAUUAAACAAUCAAGAAGCUCAUAAAACUUGAUGAGUAUGUUUUAGAUAACCCAUGAUGAGGAAAAGAAUCUAAUAUAGGCUGUUCAGGAGAAGCAUUAACUUUAUAAAGAGGGUUUUACUUCAUAAAAGCUUACCAAGAACAUUAAGUUCCCUUAAUCUCACACUCAGGUUGUUGAAGAGGUUAAGUAAUAGGAUGCAAGCAAAAAAAGAGGCAAUAGUGGUAAAAGCAACAAUGCAAAUGCAGGGGGUGUCUAGAAUCAGGCAAACAAAUAACCUCCAAAGAGGGAGGACACAGAAUAGUUUGAUCAGAUGACUAUGAUACUUAGAGGAAACAAGAAAGUGAAAAGAGAUGACGAGGACAAACUAGAUCAUGAAAAUGCUCCAAAUAUACUGCCAUUUAGAAGAAGGGAUGAUAAGAUAUAUCAAGUGAGAAUACCACUAAUAGUCGAUUUCAAUGUUAGAGUCUAAGACUGCACAAAUCUCAAGGAAUUCGGAUAGGACUCUUUCAAAUACCACUUCAUUUUCAAUUCUCAUUUCAAUCAAGCCUACUGGGAUAACUUAGGGACGUUUACCAUUUGUGAGCCCAAAAAUAUAAUAUGA
Messenger RNA from Stylonychia lemnae, 24909 nucleotides. The record is from the annotation of a GenBank genome assembly. Lineage: Eukaryota; Ciliophora; Spirotrichea; Sporadotrichida; Oxytrichidae.